This is a messenger RNA of Acaulospora morrowiae, 1443 nucleotides long. The record is from the annotation of a GenBank genome assembly. NCBI's taxonomy places the organism in Eukaryota, Fungi, Glomeromycota, Glomeromycetes, Diversisporales, Acaulosporaceae.
AUGGAUUUAUUAAACGUCGAUUCUCCAAGAAUUCAAAAUUUUAUCAACGGGAAAUAUGUGGAUCCUGUCGAAACUGCAUCCAUCAAGUACACUGCAGUCACAACACCCCACACGGGUAAAGUAAUUGCACAAUGUCCGAUUUCUACUUCGAAAGACGUAGAAGAAGCUGACCGUGUACAGUUUUUGAUCCGCUUUCACCAUUUAUUGAACGCACACAUUGACGAAUUGGCUGAACUAAUUAUAUUGGAGCAUGGAAAGAAUAAGGCCGAAGCUAUUGCUAGUAUUGCUAAGGGUGCUGAGACUGUGGAAUACGCCAUGUCUCUUCCGCAAUUGAUUCAAGGAAAAUUGUUAGACGUUUCCAGAGGUGUUACAUGUCACGACACACGAGUUCCGUUGGGUGUAGUGGCAUCUAUUGUACCAUUUAAUUUUCCAAUAAUGGUUCCCAUGUGGACUUUGCCAAUUGCAAUCGCUACGGGGAACACCUUAAUAUUGAAACCUUCAGAAAAGGUUCCACUCACGAUGACUCGCGUUGUCGGUCUGUUGAAAGAAGCUGGAAUACCUGAUGGUGUCGUUAAUAUCAUACAUGGAACCGAGAAUGCUGUCAAUGCUAUUGCUGAUCACCCGGAUGUCAAGGCAGUAACCUUUGUGGGUACUUCUCACGUGGCAAAUCUCAUUACAGAAAGAUGCCAUAAAUUGGGGAAAAGAGUCCUGGCACUAGGUGGAGCAAAGAAUCAUUUGGUUGCCGCGCCGGAUUGUAAUAUUGAAACAACCUCAACUGAUGUUGUAAACUCUUUCACCGGCUGUGCAGGUCAACGUUGCAUGGCUGCCUCAGUAUUAUUAAUUAUUGGUUCGCAUGAGGAACUUCUCAAUCGUAUCGUCAGUAAAGCUUCGUCUUUACAACCUGGCUCAAAACCUGGAGAAAUUGGUCCGGUGAUCGAUCAACAAUCGUUAAAUAAAAUACUUGGUUAUAUUGAUGUAUCCGAAAAAGCUGGCGCAAAAAUAUUAGUAGAUGGUCGCUCAUGGACUCAAAGCCGAAUUGAAGGUUUCUGGAUUGGACCAACCGUAAUAUUGCAUAACAAUAAAGAAGACAAGGCUUUACAUGAUGAAAUAUUUGGUCCCGUACUGAGCAUUUAUCAAUGUUCAAGCAAAGAGGAGGCAAUUGAGAUCGAAAAUAAUAAUCCAUACGGUAAUGCUGCGUGUAUAUAUACCACAACUGGUGCAACGGCUGAAUGGUUUAUUGCGCGAUUCAGCGCGGGAAUGUGUGGUGUGAAUAUUGGUGUACCGGUGCCAAGGGAGCCAUUUUCUUUUGGAGGAAUAAAUCGCUCCAAGUUUGGUAACUUUGUUGAUAUCACCGGCGAUGGUGGGGUAGAAUUCUUCACUUGGAGACGAAAAGUUACGACCAGAUGGGGUCAAGAGAACCUUGAUCCAAAACUGAGAAUGUAA